Messenger RNA from Brienomyrus brachyistius, 3855 nucleotides. RefSeq names its product notum, palmitoleoyl-protein carboxylesterase b (gene notum1b). The transcript has 11 exons. The record is from RefSeq and is a predicted model, not a curated record. Lineage: Eukaryota; Metazoa; Chordata; Actinopteri; Osteoglossiformes; Mormyridae. Bases 597 to 2111 code for a protein of 504 amino acids. Gene Ontology annotation, molecular function: hydrolase activity.
AAAAUAUGACAUGUAAUAAAAUAUCAGACAUCAAAAGAGUCAGCGCCCGGGCAUCUCCUUAAUAAAUGCAAGGGGGAGCAUACGCCCUGAGUCCGGCCCACCGUGCCGAUUGGCUCGGGAAGGAGAGAAGGGCAAAACGGUUUGAAUAAAAAUCCCAAACGUUUGCUGGGGAGAAAUAUUAAUUCUGAACAUAACAUCAGGCUAACAGCUCAAGACCUAAAUUACGAAGAAGCAGAGAACUAGCUGCCGUGGUUCAGUCACAACCUCAAUCUGUUUAUAUAAACGUGCAAGUUGAUGUAUGCGCGUUUUAAACUUUGGAUUCAGGAGAAGGGUUAGGUCUGUUUGGAUAAGAGAGAGUUUAGAAAUAUGGUCCUAAAUCAAAGCCAUUCUCUGUUUUAUGUAUUCUUAAUGAGGAGGACAUACAGCAACGUGUAAAACCUCAGAGUGCCAAUGAAAAGUAAUUUUAAGACAUCCACUUCUUAACAACCGAUUUUAUUUAUUGCAGUAUUUAUUUAAUUUAUGCAAUUAAUUGCUUUUUUAUAGCUAUCUCAGAUCGUUGAAGAAACAAACAAAAAAAACGGCCGGAGAAUUUUAAAAUGAACCCCAGCGUGUGUUUUGAGAAGAGGAAGCGGACCUUGAAGCUGCUCUGCUCGGUGGCGCUGCUCGCGCUGUCGCUGUCCGGGAACGCGGACGGGAGGAAGGUGCGCGGCAGCCGCGCGCAGCCGAGACGCACACAGCAGCCUGCGCAGUUCAGGGAGAGGAGUGAAGCCACUGAGAGCUUUCCGCUGGAUUUCACGGCGGUGGAAGGCAACAUGGACAACUUCAUGACCCAAGUGAAGAACCUGGCGCAGUCCCUGUACCCUUGCUCUGCGCAGAAGCUCAACUAUGAUAUGAAGCUGCAUUUUUUGGAGAAUGCGACAGUCACAUGCAACGACGGGACCCCGGCUGGGUACUACAUGCGAGAGUCCAAAGGGAGCAGGAGGUGGCUCGUCUUCCUGGAAGGAGGCUGGUACUGCUUCGACAAGGAGAACUGCGGCAGCCGCUACGAGACCAUGAGGAGACUCAUGAGCUCCACCAAGUGGCCGCAGAGCAAGACGGGUACAGGCAUCCUGUCACCACAACCAGAGGAAAACCCCCACUGGUGGAACGCCAACAUGGUGUUUAUUCCCUACUGCUCCAGUGAUGUGUGGAGCGGUGCCUCGCCCAAGACAGACCAAAAUGACUACGCCUUCAUGGGGUCUCUGAUCAUCAAAGAGGUGGUGAAGGAACUUCUCACCAAGGGCUUGGAGGGAGCCAAGCUUCUGCUAUUGGCUGGGAGCAGUGCUGGUGGCACUGGCGUCCUGCUCAACGUGGACCGGGUGGCGGAGCAGCUGGAGGAGCUCGGCCACACCGGCAUCCAGGUCAGGGGCCUGUCUGACUCGGGCUGGUUCCUGGACAACAAGCAGUACCGCUGCACUGACUGCUCGGAUCCCAUCAGCUGCCCCCCCACCGAGGCCAUCCGGCGUGGCAUCAGGUACUGGAACGGUGUGGUCCCAGAGCGAUGCCAGAAAGAGCAUGAGGGGAAGGAGUGGAACUGCUUCUUUGGGUACAAGGUGUACCCCACCCUAAAAAGCCCUGUGUUCGUGGUGCAGUGGCUGUUUGAUGAGGCUCAGCUGACUGUGGACAACAUCCACCUGACAGGGCAGCCGGUCCAGGAAGGCCAGUGGCGCUACAUCGAGAACCUGGGCAACGAGCUGCGAAACACACUGAAGGAUGUCCCGGCCAUGUUCGCUCCCGCCUGCCUGUCUCAUGAAGUCAUCACCCGGACGUACUGGAUGGAUGUUCAGGUGAAGGGGGUCUCUCUGCCAAGGGCUCUGCAGUGCUGGGACCGUAGCCUCCAAGACAGCAGCAAGAACAAGUCCACGCUUAAGGGCUGCCCGGUGCAUCUGAUCGACAGCUGCCCCUGGCCCCACUGCAACCCCACCUGCCCCACCAUCCGGGACCAGUUCACGGGCCAGGAGAUGAACGUGGUCCAGUUCCUGAUGCACAUGGGCUUCGAUGUGCAGAAGAUGGCCCAGCAGCAGGGCAUGGACCCCGGGAAGCUACUGGGCAUGCUCAGUUCCGGCAGCUAAACAGACAGCCAGAAGCCCCGCCCUCUCAGUGAAACAUCCCUUCCCUCUCUUUUGUCCUUCAUACCAGCUGACCAACCAGCACCUUUCACCCAUCUACAGCCUGUCUUCUUUCUCUUCUAUUUAAAAUUCACACAAACCUACCCUGAUUCCAGCGCCCUGAACACAAACCCCGCCCAUUUCUAACAUAGCCACGCCCCCUCCCCCAGUAUCCGUCCCCUACGGCCCACCCCAAACCAGAGAUAUUGGACCCUAAGACAGGGAGCCGUCACCGUGGCAACAACACUGCCAGGCAGAACCGUCUGCUAAUUGCUCUCAAAAUGAUCUUUUGCUCGUAAAAGACUUAAAGAAACGCAUAACGUGACAAAUGUAAUGAAUGUAAUCCCGUUUUAAGGAUAUUGCAUUUUAAAUCAUUCUCUACAUCUUUAUGGAAAAAAAGCUCUGUAUGAUAAAUAUAUGGAGAAGCCAAGUGGACACUGUGGAAUCCUGUAGUCGACAGAUGCUCUGUCCUGCUUUUGAGGAGGACUCACCUUAGAGAUAUUUCCACUGCCACCAAGAACCAAACCGUACCACAAAGCGACAGUUUUACAUAGUAAAUUCUGUGAGCCGUACCGGGUUCAUGUGGCCCUGUGUGCUAUCAGGGCCCAAUGCAUGACCGAACAGAGCUGCUACAGAACAGCUGAACGGACUGGAUCCGUACUGCCGAUUUAUACAAGCGAAUGCUAAUUCCAUUGGCAUUUGAUGCUAACAUAACAUGGCGAUUUUCACAGACGUGCUAGCGCAGUAAUAAUAAUUGCAGAUUGUAAUUCAUGAUGCACAUCGGCGUGAACAGUAAACGAGCAUCUCUUUGGUUUUUCGUCGACCGUUGCUCUCCGAACCCAGAAACGCUUUUACUGAGCCGGCCCUUCUGCAGUGGAAAACCACAGCGAGCUGGAACCGUGCUGUAAGUUCUCUCUUCGCGGUACGGCUCUGUUCCAUUGGAAAAGCGCAAUUCGUUUGACAUUACACCAGUGUUUCAGAACCUUCAUUUUUCAGUCCAGGUGUGACUGGCCAGAGUGAGCCAGAAAGCUUAAUAUUUCCUGGUGUCUGUAUAAUAAAAAAAAAAAAUAGUUUCCAUCCAUGCUUUGGUAAUCUUGUGAGCAUGAUCCCUCUCUUGGCCACUUGGGGAACUGCAGGCCAGAGGGCCCCUUGUGGAUUCCUGUGGCCAGGUUAACACAGAUUAUGUGCUGCAUGGCCUGCAUGGUGAGCCGCGGAUGCAAAGGGUCACAGCUCACAUUGCUCUGUCAUCCCAUUGAACAUCCUCCUCCAGCUGUUCAUAACCCGCUGUGUAUUGCUCUAGGUGACCCCUCCCCCCUGACCUCUCACCCCUCCCUCACGAAGGGUCAGAACCUUACUUUCCUUUACAGGAGCUUUUUCUACCGAACAUGGUUGACUGGUUAAAACACGUUCAACAGGAAGCCACUUUUCACAUGGCGACAGAUGGUUUUAUAUAUGAUUAAUAAAGACUUCGUAACAAGCAGAAAAAGGAGUAUAAGUAAUUCUAUUUUGUUCUGUAACAUAUUUUUUAAACAAGCUAUUUCAGUAAAUUUACAUAUUUAUUUUAUUAUGUAAAUCAUAUUUAUAAGUGCUAUUCAGACAGAGAAGUGAUUCUUUGUAAAUUGUAAAUAUGUUUCUCUUGUGUUCUGACCGCAUGUUUUCAUAACAAAUGUAAAAAAGAAAACAACAUAAAACUACAGCAAAACCAAAA